AUGGCGAUGGUCUCCGGAGCCAAGAGGAGGAGAGGACUGGAGGAAGAACAAGAGGAAGAUGAAGACCGCAUCAGCCGCCUCCCUGACGGCAUCCUCGGCGACAUCGUCACCCUUCUCCCGACCAACGACGGCGCCCGCACGCAGGGCCUCCCCGUCACAAGCCUGGACGGCUGGCUCGAGUCCCCCGCCCUCGACAGACUCCAAGAGCUUGAGUUCCACUACGGCCGUCCUCAUUCGUCGAAUUUAGCGCCGCUGCCGCCGCCGCCUGCAUCUGUACACCGCUUCUCGUCAACGCUUCGCGCUGUCAGCUUCCGGGGCUGCGGUUUUACGGAUGGAUACAAUGCCAGCGGGCUCCACUUUCCGGUUCUCAAGCAGUUGAGCCUUGCGGAUGUCAGAUUCUCGGAGAGUUCUUUACGUGCCUUGCUAUCUGCCUGCCCUGUCCUGCAGAGCUUGCUGCUAAAGGGCAGCAUUGGCUUAUCUCGCGUCCAAAUUGCGUCCCCGACCCUCCGAAGCAUCGGCGUGCGCUCUAAUCAUGGACGCGUGAUUCUGCGACAAGUCAUCAUCGAGGAUGCCCCCUGUCUAGAAAGGUUACUUUGCUUUGAUUACUUGGGAAUCACCAUAUCGGUGAUCUCGGCGCCAAAAUUGCUUGUUUUGGGGCCACUAUCUGAUCAAAGCCCCAAACUCGAGUUUGGCACCACAGUUAUUCAGGGAGGAUCAGGCUUUUUUAGCUUGAAGAUGGUGGUGCACAGUGUGAAGGUCUUAUCAUUAUUUGAGCGUCUUAGUUUGGAUGUGGUUAUUGAAUUCAUGAAAUGUUUUCCCUACUUGGAGAGUUUGUACAUCCAGGUGACUUCACUUACUCCAUAA
This is a messenger RNA of Miscanthus lutarioriparius, 864 nucleotides long. Lineage: Eukaryota; Viridiplantae; Streptophyta; Magnoliopsida; Poales; Poaceae. The record is from the annotation of a GenBank genome assembly.